AGGUCACUUCCGCUCGGUUUUCGAGCGGAAGCGAAGCGUGGAGAAGUAUGGCUGACAACGGUUUGUUGGAGUCUGUUCUCCAGCAUGUGGAGAAGGUGGACGACGGCGUUGACAGUCAGGCCGUGGCGAUUUCGCUGGGCUUGGACCAUCAAACUGUGGUCGGGGCCGUGAAGAGUCUACAGGCUUUAGGAGAUGUGAUUUUGGCCGAACAGCGCACUUCGAAGCACUGGGAGCUGACAGGGGAGGGUGCUGACAUUGCAGAGCGGGGCAGUCAUGAGGCCCGGGUCUUCGGCGCUAUCCCUAAAGAUGGACUGCUUCAGACUGAGCUAAUGAAGCUGCCCAGUGGGAGGGUGGGUUUCAGCAAGGCCAUGUCCAGUAAAUGGAUCCGCAUGGACAAGGGCCAUGAAGGAGGACCCAGGGUCUUCAGGAUGGUGGAGACCAUAGAGGAUGUGGUGAGGCAGAAGCUGCUCCUGGUGCGGCAGGGAAAGUCGGCUGAAUUGGAGGAAAAGGACAAGAAUGAGCUGAAGAAGAGGAAACUACUAACCGAAGUGACAGUGAAGUCUUACUGGAUCACCAAGGGAGGUUCUUUCAGCACCAGCAUCACCAAGCAGGAGACGGAACUGACGGCAGAGAUGAUUUCCAGUGGGAGUUGGCGAGACAAGAAGUUCAAGCUCUACAACUUUGAUGCGCUGGGCAUGGCCCUCGACUGCGGUCACCUACACCCUCUGAUGAAGGUGCGCACACAGUUUCGCCAGAUCUUCCUGGAGAUGGGGUUCACAGAAAUGCCCACAAACAAUUUCAUUGAGAGCUCCUUCUGGAACUUCGACUCCCUGUUCCAGCCCCAGCAGCACCCUGCCCGCGAUCAGCACGACACCUUCUUCUUGUCCGACCCAGCUUUAGCUCAUGAGUUCCCACAAGACUACCUGGAGAAAGUGAAGAAGGUCCACACAGAGGGGGGAUAUGGCUCGCAAGGGUAUAAAUAUGACUGGAAGCUGGAGGAGGCUCGGAAGAACGUUCUUCGGACACACACCACAGCAGUCAGCGCCCGCAUGCUGUACCGACUCGCACAGCAGGAGGAGUUCACGCCAGUCAAGUACUUCUCCAUCGACAGGGUUUUCCGCAACGAGACUCUAGAUGCCACUCACUUGGCAGAGUUUCACCAAAUUGAAGGGGUGGUGGCUGACUAUGGGCUUACCCUCGGCGACCUAAUGGGAGUUCUACAUCAGUUCUUCACAAAACUUGGAAUCACGAAACUUCGCUUUAAACCUGCAUACAACCCAUAUACUGAGCCUAGCAUGGAAGUCUUCAGCUUUCAUGAAGGUCUGAAGAAAUGGGUUGAGGUGGGUAAUUCUGGGAUUUUCAGACCCGAGAUGCUGCUGCCCAUGGGACUCCCUGAGGGGGUGACGGUCAUAGCUUGGGGCCUGUCGCUGGAGAGGCCUACCAUGAUCAAGUAUGGUAUCAACAACAUCCGCGAACUGGUGGGACACAAGGUCAACCUUCAGAUGGUCUACGACAGCCCCUUGUGUCGACUGGACUCCUAAUUUUACUCUGGCAUAUUUGAGGACAGGCUCCCUGUUAGGCUCGUUCUCACUUUCUCAUGUAAGAAUCAUGUACUACCCAGAUACAGACUCACUCGGUUCUUGUUUUAUUUAUUGCCUCUUGUGGUCCUAAGCAAAGUCACAGUGAAAUUUUAUAACAUGAUACUACAUCUACUGUGGUUUAUUGUGUGUGACAGAACAGGGCUUGACCUGUCAGAAGUAUCUAUAGCAGUGUUUCCCACUUCUGGUCUUGGAGAUCUAUAUGUGCUGAGACUAUAAUUAUUCAGUCUAGGAUUUGACACAUUACACUUCUCAGCUAUAUCCUGAAUAGUCUACAUUU
Molecule: messenger RNA, 1878 nt
Organism: Scleropages formosus (Asian bonytongue)
Lineage: Eukaryota; Metazoa; Chordata; Actinopteri; Osteoglossiformes; Osteoglossidae
Gene: farsa
Product: phenylalanyl-tRNA synthetase subunit alpha
Exons: 13
Coding region: 48-1541 (497 amino acids)
Biological process (GO): phenylalanyl-tRNA aminoacylation
Cellular component (GO): cytosol; cytoplasm; phenylalanine-tRNA ligase complex
Molecular function (GO): phenylalanine-tRNA ligase activity; ATP binding; tRNA binding
Source: RefSeq, a predicted model, not a curated record